Mangifera indica (mango) is the source of this 1350-nucleotide messenger RNA. Its product is annotated as MADS-box protein SVP-like. The transcript has 9 exons. The record is from RefSeq and is a predicted model, not a curated record. The coding region runs from base 298 to 975 and encodes 225 amino acids. Gene Ontology annotation, molecular function: DNA-binding transcription factor activity, RNA polymerase II-specific; protein dimerization activity; RNA polymerase II cis-regulatory region sequence-specific DNA binding. Gene Ontology annotation, biological process: positive regulation of transcription by RNA polymerase II. Lineage: Eukaryota; Viridiplantae; Streptophyta; Magnoliopsida; Sapindales; Anacardiaceae. Gene Ontology annotation, cellular component: nucleus.
AUCCAAAAUGGAAAUGAAACAAGAACCCUCCAAUUUACCAUAAAUAUUCCUAUUGCCCUUCUUCCACCAAUCCAGUCUUUUUCAGAAGAAAAGUCAAACAGAAGCUGUUUCACUAUAAAAGGGUUAGUUUCCUUUUAUCUUAUCGGACUUUCUUUCCGCUCACAUUCUUUCCUUUACCAUCUCUCCCUUUGUCAUUGGUGACUUCAAACUCUUUAAACGGAAAAACUCAGAAUCCCACUACAAACACUACCAAUCCCCCCAAACUGGAAGUUAAAAAUAAUAACGAGAAGGGGAAAAAUGGUCAGAGAGAAGAUUCAGAUCAAGAAAAUCGACAACGUGACGGCGAGGCAGGUGACUUUCUCCAAGAGACGAAGAGGGCUUUUCAAAAAAGCCGAAGAGCUUUCUGUUCUUUGCGAUGCUGAUGUUGCUCUUAUUGUCUUCUCCGCUACGGGGAAACUCUUUGAAUUCACCAACUCGAGCAUUAAGGAAAUUAUAGAGAGGCAUCGUAUCCACUCGAAGAACCUUGAGAAAAUGGAAGGCCCAUCACUUGAGUUGCAGUUGGCAGAGAGCAACAACUUGGCCAGGCUAAGUAAGGAGAUAGCAGAGAAAAGUAAGCAGCUGAGGAAACUAAGGGGAGAGGAGAUCCAUGGAUUAAACAUAGAAGAAUUGCAGCUGCUCGAAAAGACUCUUGAAAUUGGAUUGAGCCGUGUGAUUGAGAAAAAGGGUGAAAAGAUUACGAAAGAGAUCAAUGAACUCGAAAGAAAGGGAAAGCAAUUGAUGGAAGAGAAUGACCGAUUGAGGCAACAAGUGGCAGAGAAAACCAACGCUCAAAGAGAAGCUACUGCUGAUGAUUCAGAAAACAUGAUGUAUGAGGAAGGCCAGUCUUCAGAGUCCGUAACCAAUGGCAACUCUGGCCCCCCUCAACCUGACUCCGAAAGCUCUGAUAUUUCUCUCAGAUUGGGUUUGGCAAUGUAGCGUGUUAACCUGAUGCAGCUGACCAUACGAGGGUUAAACGGGGAGCAAGCUUCAAGUAGUUAUCGAUGUAUUAACAAAUGAUGUAAGUAUGGCAUGCCUUUGGAAACUUGGGACAUUGUAUGUGUUAGCAAGAAUUAAUGUGUAGCUAACUACACAGGUUGUUGAGAACAUGAAACUUGUACUUGUUCAAGUAUGUCGUUUUUAUUAGUGGCAGUAAUUUAACACACUCUAUGCACUUGUAUUUUCGGUCAAGAGCCUUUCAGGUUUUACUUGAGAGAUGAUGUGUGAAAUCGUAAGGCUGACAGUUUAGUAAUGUAGAAUAUUGAUAAUUGAAGAUUCUCGAGAAAGUGAGUGAAAUGGGUUUUAGAUUGUUUA